Molecule: messenger RNA, 1497 nt
Organism: Colius striatus (speckled mousebird)
Lineage: Eukaryota; Metazoa; Chordata; Aves; Coliiformes; Coliidae
Gene: DCDC2
Product: doublecortin domain containing 2
Exons: 11
Coding region: 1-1497 (498 amino acids)
Biological process (GO): neuron migration; dendrite morphogenesis; regulation of cilium assembly
Cellular component (GO): axoneme; microtubule; kinocilium
Source: RefSeq, a predicted model, not a curated record
AUGACUAGUCCUGGCACGAAGGGGUCGUGGCUGACGCAGCCGAUGGUGAAGAGCGUGCUGGUGUAUCGCAACGGGGACCCUUUCUUCCCGGGGCGGCGUAUUGUGGUCAACGAGAAGAAAGUGUCCAACUUCGAGGUGUUCCUGAAGGAGGUGACGGGCAGGGUGAAGGCACCCUUCGGAGCUGUGAGGAACAUCUAUACCCCUCGGGGUGGGCAUCGUGUCCGGCAGCUGGAGGAGCUUCAGAGCGGAGAGCAGUACGUGGCUGGUGGCAGAGAAGCCUUCAAGAAACUCAACUAUUUGGACAUUGGAGAGACAAAGAAAAAACCUACUGAAGUCAACAAUGAGCAGUCAACAGUGGAAGAUGUCAAGCCAGUUACUCACAGUAGGAUCACUGUGUCAGCUCGCUUUCGAAGGCCACUCCAGGAGCCCUACACUAUUUUCCUGAUUGCUAAUGGAGACCUUAUUAGCCCUGUAAUGCGCCUCCUCAUUCCCAGGAAAACACUCAGUCACUGGGAUCAUGUCCUCGAAAUGGUUACAGGAAGAGUUACCCUCAGGAGUGGAGCCGUUCACAGGCUUUACACUUUAGAUGGAAAACUGAUUCAGAGCGGGUCAGACUUGGAGAACGGGCAGAUUUACGUUGCAGUGGGGAGAGAGAAGUUUAAGAAGUUGCCAUAUGGUGAUCUGCUGUUCAGCAAAUCUGCAAUGCGAAGGCCACAGGGUUCCAAAGCCUCUGUACUGCCUCCAAUUGUGGGAGCUCGGAAGUCCAAAGGCAGUGGAAACGACCGGCAGUCGAAAUCUACCCUUCGAUCCAGUGACCCUGGAGAAAACAGUUCCUCACCUCAGCUUCUCAGAGGGAAAGACAAAAAAAGCCAGAAUCAGGAGGAUUCUGUGUCCAGACGACGCUUUUCCAAUGACUCCAGGAAAGUGAAACAGACAGCAACAGCUUCCACAGGAGUCCUUCAGUGUGACGGUGAAGAUAUUUACAGAGCUGGAGAAGAGGGUUCUGAAAUGUGGGGAGCAGCUGAAGUGCAGGAAGAUGAAGAUACUCACGUAGAAGUUCCACUGGAUCAGAGGCCAGCAGAAACUGUAGAUGAAGAAGAAAAUGCAGAAGAGGAAGAUGACAGGGGAGAGGAGGCGUAUAAAGGAGAGGAAGAAUAUCCAGAGGUGAAUGCAGAGGAAAGUGGGCAAAUGGAAAGGAGUAAAGUGGAAGAAAACAAGAAGAAAUUAAAUGAGAAUUAUGAAGCAGGAGAAACAGAGAAUGCAAACCAAGCAGAGGAACUUCUGCAUUUAAAUGGCAAGAAAAAUGAGGAAAAUGGUGAGGGAAUGGAGCACUUACACUGCCAAGGUGAUCUUCAGCCUGAAGAGGAAAUAAAAGAGGAUUCUGACCUUCAGAACCAGGUUGAUCCCCAUCUUGAAAAAACAUCCACAAAUCCGAGGGUGACGAUCACCAGCCCACAAGAAAGCGACCAGAGCAAUGACUAUGCUGCAGUUGCAUAG